AAUAUAUAUAUCAGAAUGCAUAACAGAGAAUAACGAGAUUCUGAGCAAAGUAUAACAAUCAACAUAUUUAGUAGUAAUGGCUCCAGGUCAUCAACAAGAGCAGCAAAACCACCAAGAAGGUGGCCACGCAAAUCUUGCACAGAGUCUUGCUAUUUACAAGGAUAUUCUUGAAACUAAGGAGCCUGAACCAGCAGAGGAACAGCAAAACCUAGUUGGUAGACACCAGGAAAUUGGCCACAAGAGUCUCCUGCAGAGUGAUGCUCUUUACCAGUAUAUACUUGAAACUAGUGUAUAUCCUAGGGAGCCUGAGCCAUUGAAAGAGCUUCGCGAGCUGACAGCAAAUCAUCCAUGGAACAUUAUGACCACUUCAGCUGAUGAAGGGCAAUUCCUGAGUAUGCUAAUUAAGCUCAUCAAUGCUAAAAACACAAUGGAAAUUGGUGUUUAUACUGGUUACUCUCUUCUUGCCACUGCUCUUGCUCUUCCUCAUGAUGGAAAGAUAUUGGCUAUGGAUAUCAAUCGUGAAAACUAUGAACUGGGUCUUCCUGUCAUUGAAAAAGCUGGUCUUGCGCAUAAAAUUGACUUCAGAGAAGGCCCUGCUCUUCCUGUUCUUGAUCAAUUAGUUCAAGAUGAAAAAAACCAUGGCUCGUUCGAUUUUAUCUUUGUGGAUGCUGAUAAGGACAAUUACAUUAACUAUCACAAGAGGACCAUUGAGCUUGUGAAGGUUGGAGGAAUUAUUGGCUACGACAACACUCUAUGGAAUGGGUCUGUGGCUGCACCACCUGAUGCACCCCUAAGGAAAUAUGUUAGGUUUUAUAGGGAUUAUGUCUUGGAGUUCAACAAGGCCAUGGCUGCUGAUCCAAGGAUCGAGAUUUGCCAACUCCCUGUUGGUGAUGGGAUUACUUUGUGCCGCCGCAUUAGCUGAUCAUUUUAAAAUGGCAUAUGUAUAAUCCAUGUUUGGUUGUGCUUAUAAUAUCCAAUAAUCAAAUUCCAAUA
This is a messenger RNA of Jatropha curcas, 993 nucleotides long. Its product is annotated as caffeoyl-CoA O-methyltransferase 1. Gene Ontology annotation, molecular function: S-adenosylmethionine-dependent methyltransferase activity; O-methyltransferase activity. The record is from RefSeq and is a predicted model, not a curated record. NCBI's taxonomy places the organism in Eukaryota, Viridiplantae, Streptophyta, Magnoliopsida, Malpighiales, Euphorbiaceae.